This is a messenger RNA of Solea senegalensis (Senegalese sole), 4464 nucleotides long. RefSeq names its product multiple EGF-like-domains 10 (gene megf10). The coding region runs from base 46 to 3438 and encodes 1130 amino acids. The transcript is spliced from 25 exons. Lineage: Eukaryota; Metazoa; Chordata; Actinopteri; Pleuronectiformes; Soleidae. Gene Ontology annotation, molecular function: scavenger receptor activity; protein binding. The record is from RefSeq and is a predicted model, not a curated record.
AACCUCUACCUUCUAUCUUCUUAUGGGGUUGCAGCGUGGUCUGCGAUGGCUGUGUCACUCUGCUGCCGUGGGACGUUCUUCUCGGCUGUGACCUUCUCACUUUUCUGUUUCCUGCCUCACAUCACUUCCUCCCUCAGCUUGGAGGAUCCCAACGUGUGCAGCCACUGGGAGAGUUACUCAGUGACGGUGCAGGAGUCCUACGCUCAUCCCUUUGAUCAGAUUUAUUACACCAGCUGCACCGACAUCCUCAACUGGUUCAAGUGCACCAGACACAGGGUGAGUUAUAGGGUAGCAUAUCGCAGAGGAGAGAAAACCAUGUAUCGGAGAAAGUCCCAGUGCUGCCCAGGCUUCUACGAGAAUGGAGAGAUCUGUGCUCCCCACUGUGCAGAGAGCUGUGUCCAUGGUCGCUGUAUGGCCCCCAACACCUGCCAGUGUGAACCAGGCUGGGGGGGCUCCAACUGCUCCAGCGCAUGUGACAGCAGCCACUGGGGUCCACACUGCAGUAACAGAUGUCAGUGUCAGAACGGAGCGCUGUGCAACCCCAUCACCGGAGCCUGUAUCUGCACCCCCGGAUACAGAGGCUGGCGCUGUGAGAGCCAGUGUGAAAUGGGUACCUAUGGUAACGGAUGCCAACAGAAAUGUCAGUGCCAGAAUGGUGCCGCCUGUCACCAUGUGACCGGAGAAUGCAAGUGCACACCGGGAUACACUGGAGCUUUCUGUGAAGACCUGUGUCCUCCUGGUAAACACGGGCCACAGUGUGAGGAGCGAUGUCCAUGUCAGAACGGGGGACAGUGUCACCAUGUGACUGGAGAGUGCUCGUGUCCUGCAGGAUGGAUGGGUACAGUGUGUGGUCAACCAUGUCCAGAGGGAAGAUUUGGACAGAACUGUUCCCAGGAAUGUCAGUGCCACAACAACGGCUUCUGUGUGUUGUCUACGGGACAGUGUCUCUGCACCCCGGGGUACAUGGGAGAACGGUGCCAGGACGAGUGUCCAGUUGGAACCUACGGUGCUGGCUGUGCAAAGACAUGUCGCUGUAAGAACAACGGCAAGUGCUACCACACCAACGGCGCGUGUGUGUGUGAGCCAGGAUACACCGGGGAGAUAUGUGACGUUCGACUGUGCUCUGAAGCUCACUACGGCCUUCACUGCGACAGGAAGUGUCCAUGCUCCACAGUGAACACGCGGAGCUGCCACCCUAUGACAGGAGAGUGCACAUGUCAGCCGGGCUGGUCAGGACUCUACUGCAAUGAAACCUGCACUCCAGGGUUUUACGGCGAGUCCUGCCAGCAGGUGUGCCAGUGCCAGAACGGCGCCGACUGCCACAGUGUGACCGGAGAGUGUAUCUGUGCUCCAGGCUUCAGGGGUCCCAACUGUUCGGUGCCGUGUCCAGCAGGGACGUAUGGAGACAGAUGCUCCUCCAGCUGUAACUGUAAGAACCGAGCCCAGUGUUCACCUGUGGAUGGAUCGUGCUCCUGUAAACCAGGGUGGCAUGGUGUGGACUGUUCCAUCAACUGUCCAAGUGGAACCUGGGGUCUGAGCUGUAACCUCACCUGCAAGUGUGGGAGAGGAGGAUCCUGUAACGCCCUGGACGGUCACUGCACCUGUGCUCCUGGCUGGAGAGGAGAGAAGUGUGACCUCCACUGUCAGGACGGCACCUAUGGUCUGGACUGUAAAGAACGCUGUGACUGCAGUCACGCUGACGGAUGCCACCAUUCCACUGGUCACUGCAGCUGUCUGGCUGGAUGGACAGGUAUCCACUGUGAUAGUGUGUGUGCAGAGGGCCGCUGGGGCCCAAACUGCUCGCUCCCGUGUAACUGUAAGAACGGAGCGUCCUGCUCUCCUGAUGAGGGCACCUGUGAAUGUGCUCCAGGAUACAGAGGCACCACCUGUCAGAGGAUCUGCUCUCCGGGUUACUUUGGUCACCGCUGCAGUCAGACGUGUCCACAGUGUGUCCACAGUAAUGGACCCUGUCACCACAUUACAGGACAGUGUGACUGUCUGCCAGGCUUCAAGGGGACGCUGUGCAACGAGGUGUGUCCCAGCGGUUGCUAUGGGAAGGACUGCAUGUUGAGCUGCAGCUGUACCAACAACGGCACGUGUAACCCCAUCGAUGGCUCCUGUCAGUGUUAUCCAGGAUGGAUCGGCAGCGACUGCUCUCAGCCGUGUCCACCUGCUCAGUGGGGACCCAACUGCAUCCACACGUGCAACUGUCACAACGGAGCCUACUGCAGUGCUUAUGAUGGAGAAUGCAAGUGCACACCUGGAUGGACUGGCCUCUACUGCACACAGCGCUGUCCUUUAGGUUUCUAUGGGAAGGAUUGUUCUCAGACCUGUCUGUGCAGGAACGGAGCCGACUGUGACCACAUCUCAGGACAGUGCACGUGUCGCACCGGCUUCAUGGGACGACACUGUGAGCAAAAGUGUCCCCCUGGCUCAUACGGUUACGGCUGUCGACAGGUGUGUGACUGCCUGAAUAACUCCACCUGUGACCACAUCACUGGUACAUGUUACUGUAACCCAGGCUGGAAAGGAGCUCGCUGUGACCAAGCUGCUGUGGUGGUGGUGGGCAGCCUCAACAGUUUGACCAGUGCAGCCAUGCAGGUGGACUCCUACCAGAUCGGAGCCAUCGCAGGGAUCAUUGUCCUGGUGCUGCUGGUGCUCUUCCUCCUCCUCCUCUUCAUCAUUUACAGGAAGAAGCAGAAGGGAAAAGAGCCCACCAUGCCGGCCGUGACCUACACGCCUGCCAUGAGGGUCACCGCUGAUUACACCAUCACAGAUGCUCACCCACCAGCAUGUGAGGGUUACCCCAGCAGCUACUUCUCCAACCCCAGCUACCAUACUCUGACCCAGUGCAUCAGCCCCCCACAUGUCACCAAUGGACCAUAUGGAAAGACAAAGAACAACCAGCUGUUUGCAAAUUUGAAGAAUGUGGAUCAGAGGAAAGUGGCUCCUCGACCUGACCACACAGGCACACUGCCUGCAGACUGGAAACAAGGAGACAGCUCUGAUGAACUGGGAGCUUAUGGAAUAGAUAGGAGAUACACUGGGAAAUCAUUACGAGAUCUGGCAAACGGCGCGCCGUUUCACGCCAGCUCCUGCUCCCUCAGCAGCUCAGAAAACCCAUACGCCACGAUAAAGGACCCCCCGAUACUGACGGCCAAAAACACAGAGUGUGGCUACGUGGAAAUGAAGUCACCGGCCAGGCGUGACUCCAUGUACGCAGAGAUCAGCAACAGCAGCCCCACCAACAACCGCAAUGUCUACGAAGUUGAGCCGACGGUGAGCACCGUCCCAUCCACUGCAGACGACAAUGGCCACACACAGUUUGGUCAAGAUCCGUACGAUCUACCAAAAAACAGCCACAUCCUCUCUCACUAUGACCUCCUGCCUGCCAGAGAGAGUCCAUCGUCAGAGCUCAAGGAGCUGGACAGUGACUGAUGCUUCAGAGAGUCAGUACAGAGAUCGGGUCUCACACUUUCAUAGACAUAUUUACACUUUGAAAUUAUCAUUGUAAGAAUGAAUCAUGUAUGACUUCUUUUUGAACAGAGUGGGUAUAUAAGAGAUUGGGGGAUAUUUUACUACAGUAUUGACACGGCUGUGAAUUCUUCAUAGGUCAUUCCAUUAUGUCGUGGAGGUUUUGAUGAAGUCAUGCUCUGAACAACAAAUGCCUCACGAGUCACUGUGCAGGGACGCGACGUCUUCCAUGUCUUUAGUCUGAAAACAAACAAAGAAACCCACACACAGUUAAACGGAUCGUCGUCCUGUUUCUGACGUCGGAGCUCUUCAUUUCAAGCGCCUUCGUGACUUCUGUGUAUAAUACUCAUGACCGAUCAAAUCUUUAUUUUUAUAACGACAUUUAGGCAGGAUGGGAUUGAACGUUGGUGUUUCUGAGGUGGAGUGGGACGGAUGGUAACAACAUCACAUGUCAGUGGGAGAAUGAGGGUUUAUAAGUGAUUCCAUUUCUGAUUGAGGCUCAUUUCAUUUAUAUAUAAAUAACAUAUAUUUAUAAAAACAUAUAUUGUCACUGAUUUUCUAUAAAUAAAGAUUUGCAUAAUGUCAUGGCAGAAUUAAGACUAAAGACUCAAAUAUGUAAAUUUAAAUUCUAAGCAUGCUCAGAAUCUCAGUUCAUUUCCAUAUCUUCAUUCACAGAAAAUGAUACUGUAAUAAUAGAUAAUUAUUAUAGAAUUUAUAAAUGGUUUAUAAUGAGGUUAUUAAUUAGGUUGUUAAGAUUUCGUCAUCGUUUAUAAGUCAUUUCAUAAUAAAGAGCAACAGUGACCUGCAGCUUGUUGAAUAGGUUACAAGCAUUUAACCACUGUUGUUUUUACUGCACUUUAAAUAAAACCGUAAAAACGACACUGACACUGAGACUGGGCAUGACCAGAAGAAGGUUAUGUUGAAUGUAUAUAAUGCAGCCAUUUCCAAGAGAUACUGUAUAUAAAUAAAUGAAUCAUGAUUUCAUUUUUA